UACGCGCCAGAUCUUCUCUAUUCAGUCUUCCCUCUUCUCUAUUCAACCUUCCUCCAAAACUCUCUCUGCUUAGAAACCCAAAGCUUAUAUUCACCAUGAACUAACCCCAUCACCGCCGCACAGCCACCGCCACAGCCACAGCCACAGCCACAGCAGCCGUCUCCGCAGCCUUCAUGGCAGACAAUUUACCGUCACAAGCACCAACAUCAGCAACCCCGUCAAUUCAAACAUCUCCCCCCAAACCUCUCCAAUCCCCGCCAAACCCCAUGCUCGACCCCACUCCCUCCUCCACCACCGCUACGUCAGCGCCUUUAAUCCACCGCCAUCCUCCUCCCCAGUCCGUCGCCACCCCGUCGACACCUCAACAACAACAGAACCCCUCUUCCUCUCCUUCUCUUGACCCGCAAAUUCUCCAACAGCAACAAAUGGUUCAGAACGUUAACGUUGCUGCCAUGUCGAAUUACCAAAUCUCACAAACCUUGAAUCGAUCCCCCUCAAUCUCACGGUUGAAUCAAAUUCAACAGCAGCAGCAACAACAACAGCAACAACAAUCUGCAUACAGCGUCUUCAGGCAACCAGCUUUGUACGGUCAUGUGAAUUUCAAUCAACAGAAUCAGCAGCAAACCCAGCAAAACCCUCAACUGGGUUCUUCUAAUUUGUCCCGCGCAGGUCUUGUCGGGCAGACGGGGCACCUGCCCAUGCAGACUGGGGCAUCCGCUGGCCAGUUCAAUUUACCGUCUCAAUUGCUUGCUUCGCCGAGGCAGAAAGCUGGAUUAGCGCAAGGAUCCCAAUUCCAUGCUGGUAAUACACCUGGGCAGCCUUUGCAAGGGAUGCAAGGAAUGGGCAUGAUGGGCCCACUUAAUUUGGGAUCACAAUUGAGGGCCAGUGGGCCCAUUGCUUAUGCACCACAACGAAUCAAUCAGGGGCAGAUGCGGCAGCAACUGUCACAACAGAAUGCUCUCAACUCUCCUCAGGUCCAAAACUUAUCCAGGAGUUCAUCUCUGGCAUUUAUGAACCCUCAGUUAUCUGGCCUUGCUCAGAAUGGACAACCAGGUAUGAUGCAGAACUCGUUGUCACAACAACAGUGGUUGAAGCAAAUGCCAACCAUGACUAACCCCGCCUCACCUUCAUUCCGUCUCCAACAACAUCAGAGGCAGUCACACGUCCUCUUACAGCAGCAACUGGCUUCGUCUUCUCAGUUGCACCAGAAUUCUUUGGCCUUGAACCAACAGCAAUUAUCCCAGCUAGUUCAGCAACAGCAGCCACAAAUGGGGCAUCCUCAAAUGCAUCAAGCUCAACAGCAGACACACACACAGCCACAGUCACAGUUGCAGCAGCAGCAACAACUACAACAAACACAUCAACAAUUACCGCAGCAACCAACCUUUCAUCAACAGCAACAGCAACAGCAACAACAGCAGCAGUCUCCAAGGCUUCCAGGUCAUGCAGUCCAGAAGUCUCUUAGUCUGACAGGAUCACAGCCAGAUGCAACUGCCUCUGGUACAACUACACCUGGAGGGAGUUCAAGUCAAGGAACAGAAGCAACUAAUCAGCUCCUUGGAAAGAGAAAGAUACAGGAUCUUGUUUCCCAGGUGGAUUCACAAGGAAAAGUGGAUCCAGACGUUGAAGAUCUUCUUUUGGAGAUUGCAGAUGACUUUAUUGAUUCUGUUACUUCAUUUGCUUGUAGUCUGGCAAAGCACCGGAAGUCGUCAACUUUAGAGUCUAGGGACAUACUGCUACAUUUGGAGAAGAAUUGGGAUUUGCCAGUUCCUGGAUUCUCAAGUGAAGGGCAGAAACACCAGAGGAAACCAUUGUCAAAUGAUCUCCACAAAAAGCGUCUUGAAAUGAUUCGUACAUUGAUGGAAUCCUCGCAGCCUGAAACCAAUUUGAAUAAUACUAGGGAGAUGAUGAAACCAGGCUUCAACAACCAAGCUGGUGUCAAUAACUUUAUAAGAGCUUCACCAAGUUCUGAGCAGUUUGUUUCUCAAGCUGCUAGCUCUCAAAUGCUGCCGCAAAUAACACGGUAUUGAUGGACAUUUGUUCUUGAUUGUAAUUUGGUCUUCAGGCUGAAUGGUGAUGGCGACAUGGACCUCAUUGGUAAGCAUUAUUGAAUCAAGUUUACAAAACCAGAAGCUAUAGUGGGAUCGAUGAAGCACAGGCUGUAAUAACCUGGCAAGUAGCAGUACUGAUUCCCAGAAAAUUGACCAUUUAAUUUUCAUUUUACUCUGUUGAUUUAUGUCUACUUGCUUUUGUAAAUCAAAAUAUUAAUUCUCUACUCAUAGUCACAAAAUUAAGGUGACCUUGCAUGCAUCCCAGUUCAUCAAGUUUAACCAGUCUAAAUAAAGCUUCGGCACCGGUGGCUCUUGUUAUGAUUAUAGAUGAAGCUGUGCUGUCCCUCGACACAUCUCAAUUUCUUUUUUUCAUGUUUUAGACUGCAUAUUUUUGUAUAUUAGUUCACAAAUUGGUAGUGCAGGACUUGUUAGCUUGCCCAGAAAAACAAGAUUCUUAAUUUUGCUCCUUAUUUAGGUAUUUUUUUCUAUUGAACGUUCGUUAUGUGAUAAUGUUUUAAGCGGACAGAGGAAUAUGCUAUGUCUCUUUCAUUUAA
Messenger RNA from Mangifera indica (mango), 2605 nucleotides. RefSeq names its product transcription initiation factor TFIID subunit 12b. NCBI's taxonomy places the organism in Eukaryota, Viridiplantae, Streptophyta, Magnoliopsida, Sapindales, Anacardiaceae. Gene Ontology annotation, cellular component: SLIK (SAGA-like) complex; transcription factor TFIID complex; SAGA complex. The record is from RefSeq and is a predicted model, not a curated record. Gene Ontology annotation, molecular function: protein heterodimerization activity; DNA binding; TBP-class protein binding. Bases 174 to 2030 code for a protein of 618 amino acids. The transcript is spliced from 9 exons. Gene Ontology annotation, biological process: DNA-templated transcription initiation; RNA polymerase II preinitiation complex assembly.